GUUAAGCCAAAAAAAGUGUACGUAUAUAAAUAAGAACCGUUCCCGCAAUUGUCGCCUGUGUGUAAUUUCCCUCCAUUUGGUUCCACUCCCUCUGUUUUCCAUUUCGGCUGUUCCUUUUUAGUUCUUCCUCAUUCAUUCUGGAAUCUGGAACGAUUGAUUUCAUUCGAUUCUCUUGCUAUCAACAAUUUAUCGUUCCCCCGAAAGUUCUUCAGCAUCCUUUCGGCUCAAUUUUUCUCUGUUUUGUGCAUUCUUAAUCCAGGUGCUGAAGCUUGAUGAUUUUGUAACUGAUUGCGUUCGGUGUGCUUUUCGAUACUGCCUUGGUCUUGAAUGACUGUUUCUAAGGCCUAAGUUUCUAUGUCUGUUUUCACAUCAUGAUGACAGCAAGAAUAUAUUCUUUCAUUAACCAAGAUUCUAGAACUAGUCUUCCAAAUUGACAAGGUUGAAAACAUUGUUGCAAUGAAAUGAGUGGACUAUUGCACCGUUUUACUCUAUAUCUAAUGAGAGAAAUUUUUAGGGCUUCCAUAAGCUAUAAAAUUGAUUGGACAAAAAUAUGUUUUGUUGGCGCCAUUUUGACCGUUGGUGGCAUUUCACUUCAAAUGUUGAUACUUCCUUACUCAUUGCACACAUGGUACAUUUAUCGGCCAGCUACAGUUACAUUAUAUGAAUCCAUGAAGGAAACCAUGCAGUUGAAUGAGACCCACAAGAAUAGCACAGAAAGGGUCCAACUGAUACCAACUAACUCUGUUGUCUCGCAUAAUGCUUCCGAUCAAGUGAUUCAAUUGGCUUCGGUGAAUCAAGAGAGAGACAAAACUUCUAAGAGUAGAAAAUCAUCUAAAAGAAGGAAGCAUGCCAAAGUAAAAGAGAAGCCAAUUAUUGUUACUCCUCCCCCACCCAGGAGACCGCCCACUGCGUUGGAGAGGCAUGUUUGGUCCUUAAAGCCUGUGGAAGCACUUGCUUAUGCAAAAGAAGAGAUGAAACAUGCUCCAACAGUAAUAGAUGAUGCUGAUCUGUAUGCCCCUUUGUUCUUGAAUAUAUCUAUUUUCAAAAGGAGUUAUGAACUGAUGGAAUUGAUACUCAAAGUCUACAUUUACCGAGAUGGAUCCAGACCUAUCUUUCAUACUCCCCAUCUGAGAGGAAUUUAUGCUUCUGAAGGGUGGUUUAUGAAGUUGAUGGAGGAAAACAGGCAGUUCGUCACCAAGGACCCAGAAAAGGCCCACUUAUUUUAUCUUGCAUAUAGUGCACGCCAGCUGCAGACGGCUCUUUAUGUGCCUAAUUCUCAUAACAUGAAACCAUUGUCAAUAUACCUGAGGAACCAUGUGAAUUGGCUUGCUGGAAAGUAUCCAUUUUGGAACCGUACGCAUGGCUCUGAUCAUUUCCUUGUCGCUUGCCAUGACUGGGGCCCGUACACUGUUAAUGAACAUAGAGAACUUAGCCAAAACACCAUAAAAGCUUUAUGUAAUGCUGAUGUAUCAGAAGGGGUCUUUAAACUUGGGAAGGAUGUUUCAUUGCCAGAAACUACAAUAAGGACACCUCGGAAACCUCUUAGGAAUGUUGGUGGGAAAAGGGUAUCACAGCGUCCAAUUCUUGCUUUCUUUGCUGGGAACAUGCAUGGGAGAGUCCGUCCAACACUUCUGAGGCAUUGGAAGGACAAAGAUGAUGAUAUCAGAGUCUAUGGACCUUUGCCACAGAGAAUUUCCCGUAAGAUGUCAUACAUUCAACAUAUGAAGUCAAGCAAAUACUGCAUCUGCCCAAUGGGAUAUGAAGUGAACAGCCCAAGGAUAAUUGAAUCCAUUUAUUAUGAAUGUGUCCCAGUAAUCAUUGCUGAUAAUUUUGUGCUUCCCUUUAGUGAGUUUCUCGAUUGGAGUGCAUUCGCUGUGGUUGUUGCUGAAAAGGAUAUUCCCAAGCUGAAGGAGAUUCUAACGGCUAUCCCACUGAGGAGAUAUCUUGCUAUGCAGAUAAAUGUGAAAAUGGUUCAGAAACACUUUCUUUGGAACCCAAAACCCCUUAAAUAUGAUUUGUUCCACAUGGUUCUGCACUCAAUUUGGUUUAGUAGACUAAAUCGGUUUCAAAUCCCAGGGACAUAAUAUCUCUUUUACCUGAUUUAAAUGAAGAACCGAGCAGAAUCGAAGUCUUAACAGAGCUGAGAGGUUUACGUCAUCUUGAUAAUAGACACAAUCACCUAAGAACAAGAAUGGCACUUGGGAAUCAUCAAGCAGCAUUCAGGGAAUGCAAGGAUAAGAGGGCUUUGCUGCUGGAUAUGUAAAUACUGCAGCACAGUGUAUACACUAAUGC
Molecule: messenger RNA, 2292 nt
Organism: Cucurbita moschata (crookneck pumpkin)
Lineage: Eukaryota; Viridiplantae; Streptophyta; Magnoliopsida; Cucurbitales; Cucurbitaceae
Product: probable glycosyltransferase At5g03795
Exons: 6
Coding region: 462-2084 (540 amino acids)
Molecular function (GO): glycosyltransferase activity
Source: RefSeq, a predicted model, not a curated record